AUGAUAGAGAACCUGUAUAGAACAAAGAAAGGUAAGACAAGGGUCAUUAUUUUAGUAAUGAUGAUGUCUGCAAAGUAUUACAGUAUCACUCUGGAUUGCACACCAGGUAUUUUAAAUGUUGAGCUUAUGACAACUGUGAAUAUGAGAGGUCAAUGGUAUGACAGUGGGGUGACCAUGAAUGGAAAGUAUUCUGGUCUCCAGAAAAGAAUUUUAUAUUUGAACAAAAGAGCAUUUUAUGUACCAUGUAGCAGUCAGUCAUUCAUCCUUGUGGUAAAGGAUUCUGCUAUGUCUUCCCAAUAUGCUGUUUCCAUGUUUUUGACAGUGAAUAGCUUCUACGAGUUCUUCUCCUCCUCCAUUCAGUGUUGGACUACCUUGAAGAAGUAUCUUUCUAACUUGACACUAAAACUGCUGAGCAAUACUAGGUGGGAAAGCUAUAUUGAUGCACACAACUCCCCUGAAGUUUCAGGCUGGAGGAGUUUAUGUCACGUUUGUUCACAUAUCAGAAGAAUUCAAUGUGUAGUCAGUAAGACCCUCCUGCAGAGUACUGACAUAAAUAUUUCUGAGGCUGUAGAAAUACUUGAAAGUACGAAAGUAUAUUUUGAGAACAGCAAAACAGAAGAAAAGUUUGUGUCUUUCUUGACAGAUUCCAAAGAACAUACCACAGAAUUAGAGCUAGAAGAUCUAACGUUACUAUAA
This is a messenger RNA of Schistocerca piceifrons (Central American locust), 696 nucleotides long. RefSeq lists its product as uncharacterized. Lineage: Eukaryota; Metazoa; Arthropoda; Insecta; Orthoptera; Acrididae. The record is from RefSeq and is a predicted model, not a curated record. The coding region runs from base 1 to 696 and encodes 231 amino acids. The transcript is spliced from 3 exons.